CGGGGCGCUUGUUUGCACGGAUGGCGCAGCGAGACACAUUGCGGAGACGGCUGCCCUUCUUCAAGAGACGGCAGGGAGAAGUCGUGCUGCGCCCGAGCACUUGAACGGUGAAGGGCGGCUGCAGCAGAAGAGCUCUAGGAGGUCGCUCAUCAGCUUCACACACUGUGGCUUGCGCGUCAGGAGUUGUCUGCUUAAUCACGCCCCUGGAGUGCUUGAGUGCUCUCCUGACCGCUUCGCUCGCGGACCUGAUCGAUCGCGGCGGGCUGAUGCCUCUGCUGCUGCCCUGCCAGAGCAGCACUGGCUUCUGUCGCACACAGGUGGCGUGCUAGCCCGUGCUCGCUUUUGCUGCCGGCCUGCAGAAAGAGGCUUGGCCGUCUGAUGAUCUCUGCACAUGCUGCUGCAUGCUGGGUCACCGAGCGGCUCCGAGAGACAGAGAUCCGAUGCGAGAGCCCGCUCGUCGAGGCGACGACUCCGACCACCAUAUCUGCGCCCCAGCGACGCCUGCUCUGCGACACUCGCCCACAUUCUCCUCCCUGCUCUACAUUUGAGCGCUGCGGCGCCAUGGAGAAUCCAGACUUCUUCUACACAGCCAAUGCGGCACAAGUGCAAGGGGUCGCGAAUGCGGUGGGCUACGCGCUCACCAUCGUGUGGUUGGUGAAGCGCGAUGCAGUCCGGGCAACUCCGUGGCAGAAGACACUCGUUGCCGUCAUGCUGGUCUCGAACACGAUCAACGGCGUGAUCCAGUAUGCCAUCACUUCGCAUUACUUGAUGCACCCAUCUGAGAUAAAGGACAUUCCGCCCGUCGCCUGGAACAAGCCUCUGGGCUCGAUCUUGAGCAGCAUCUCAUGCUUCGCCGCCCAGGUCUACUAUGUCCAGCUCGCUGCGUCCUGCUGCAGCUGGCGAAGGGCCUACAAGCUGUUCGGGCUCGCCUUCUCCUUCAUCACGCUCACGGUGGCCGUCAUCUUCCCCUCCUACUACCUCCGGCACCCGCACGCGACGAGGCACAAGGGCUAUGUUCUAGUCGUGUACGUCAGCGUAGCAAGGGCCGUACAGGACGUCGUCGUAGCGUCGUGCAUCGGCUAUCGCCUGUUAGCCCUCGACAAAGGCCUCGCUAAGGUCAACAGGUCGCACAUACUGCGGUCUCUUGCGUGGCAACUAGCUCUCAGCUUCGAACUCAGUUUCAUCACGGCCAUGUGGUCGGUCACAACGGUGGCCACCUACUUGGCCUCGCGCGAGGGAAAUUUGCAUACGAUCUUCGUUUUCGGCGCUGGAAGCGUUCAUUUCCUUAGCAUGAUCAUCUCUCUCAUCUCGCGCAGCAACCUGCAGCACGCAGUCAUCCGGCCGUCCGAGACCGAGGACCCAAAUCGCUGCACAACGGUCGCGGGCGCCGUGUCCAAGUGCUACGGCAUCGAGAUCGGCGAGCUGCCAGCGUUGGGCGAGGAUCUCGAGCCGGGCAUUGUGCGGCCACGGCACCUGCGGCUACCAUGCGACGAAAUGCGGGCUGCGACAAGAGGAGCGCGCACGGACGGCGCCUACGAGGACGGCGUCUUCUCGCCGUGCGAGGUGCUGCCGGAGCUGCGGCGGCUCGGCAUCGGGCGCGAGCAGGAGCGUCGCUGGCGCGGCUCGCUGCCCUCGCCGGUGACGUCGACGGGCGCCCUCGACGACUUGUGCAUCUUCGAGGGGCGCGACAUGGGCCGGUCCACCGGCUGCCGGCGCUGCAUGCGCUCGGCGACGGUCACGGAGCGGCCGGCGCCGGGCAUGAUCUUCUUGCCGGGCACGACGCUCGUCGACAGCAUCGACAUGCGUGCGGCCAAGAGCGCGCUGAGCAUCUCGCCGUUUGCCUACAUGGGCGACCCCAAGUCGCCGCUGUCCGAUGCGACCGAGCCUGCACCGGCAUCCGACGACACGCCAGCGCUCGCCAGCCUCUUCGCCAGCGAGCCGGGCCCAAGUGUGCGGCGGCCGCGCUGGGCCUUCUUCCGCCUGCCGUCGGGCGGCGGCAAGUGAGCCGCCUGACUCGCACCGGACCGCACCCCUGCAUCGCCCCCACCUUGU
This is a messenger RNA of Tilletiopsis washingtonensis, 2052 nucleotides long. RefSeq lists its product as hypothetical. The record is from RefSeq and is a predicted model, not a curated record. The transcript has 8 exons. The coding region runs from base 379 to 2004 and encodes 541 amino acids. Lineage: Eukaryota; Fungi; Basidiomycota; Exobasidiomycetes; Entylomatales.